Messenger RNA from Acaulospora morrowiae, 1234 nucleotides. Lineage: Eukaryota; Fungi; Glomeromycota; Glomeromycetes; Diversisporales; Acaulosporaceae. The record is from the annotation of a GenBank genome assembly.
GUAUUGAAUCUGGUAUAGAACUAUCACCCAUGGAGAAAUUCCCGACAAAUGGGUAUUCAUUCUUUACUUGGAUAAAGAUGGAUGCAAUACCAUCGUCAAAAGAACAUUUAGAAAAUGGAAACUAUGUACCUAGGCUAUUUUCAUUCUUCACAUUGUCUGGGGAUGGGAUUGAAGCAUACUUUGAAAAUAAUGAACUUUGUUUUCAUAGCAAAAAGGGUGAAGUUAUUUCAAAAGCUGUUAUGAAUAAUUUCAAGUUUGCCCAAAAGAGAUGGUACUUUAUCGUUAUUGUACAUCAACCGGAAAAGAGAGGUUGGACUAUUACUCCAUCCGAAUUAAGUGUCAUUGUGGAUGGUCAUAUCAACUUUAAAGCACGUCUAGAAUAUCCUGUGGAUAUCUAUUCUAAGAAUAUCUCGUCUUUUGAUUAUUGUUCAAUCGGCGCCAGUAUGUCAAUAAAACCACCACCGUCUCCCGACGACACUCACUCGAGCGCCUCAACAUCAUCCAGUGGACUUCAUAAUUCUUUCCGCGGUCAAAUGACAAGUUUGUACAUGAUCAACGAUAUUCUAACCAAAGAACAGAUAAAUGCCCUCUAUGAACUUGGACCAAAUCAUUCUACGCAAUUUGAACCUGAUCAAAAAAAAGGCAUCUCGUCGAGUUGCAACCUGUUCGACGGAACUCUUGGUUCCAAAAUAAUCUUUAAUUUUCAUGUGAAGGCCUCAUCAGGUCAGAAGUGUUUUAAUUUAGCACCACGAAAUUUAGCUACUAAUACUCGAGAAAUGAUCUCAGCUACUUUGUUUGGCGUAGAAAAAUGCUCAACACUUAGCCUAAGAAAUGCAAUACAAUGUCUGGGUGAUGUGGAAAUUCUUUUCCCCAUUAUAAUGAGGUUCGAUGAUCUGAAUUCAGUUAGCCUUCAAGCUCCAUUCGGAUCGCAAGACAACUUUUUUGCGUCGGUUGGGCCUUGCAAAGCUUUUUUUGAUCUUCUGUCCUCGUUGUUGCAAUCCAAUACUAAAAGUCAGAAUCACAUAAUCAAAUCUCGUGGGAUCAAGGUUGUUAGCUUGUUAUUGCAGCAGGUUGGACCAAGACAUUUCUCUAUAUCAGCAUUUAAAAGUAUGAUCACACUAGCGAGCAGUUUAGAAUCUAAUGAAGAUUUGGCGCGCGAGAUUCACUCGAACCUUGUCUUUGAAUUUCGCUUGUGGAUGUAUACAUCAAUGGGCGUUCAGAGAUAUUGCAUAGA